CCACCCCCCUACGCCUCUCUCUCUCUCUCCCCGACCUCCGCUGCCGUCGUCUCUAUAUAUACCUCUACCUCCCUCCCCCUCCUCCCCAUUCCCCAACACACCAAAGUUCCACCACUCCUCCGAGCUUCUGUCUCUCGCUCGCUCUCAAGCCAGCCAGCAACUAGCAAGAGCUAGCUUCCGGAGAUGGUGUCGUCGAAGGCGGCGCCGUUCGAGGUGUCGGCGGAGGCCGGGAACGCGCGCGACGCGGCGUGGCUGGACGACGACGGGCGGCCGCGGCGAUCGGGCACGGUGUGGACGGCGAGCGCGCACAUCGUCACGGCCGUCAUCGGCUCCGGCGUGCUCUCGCUGGCGUGGGCGAUCGCGCAGCUCGGCUGGGCCGCGGGCCCCGCCGUCAUGCUGCUCUUCGCCUUCGUCAUCUACUACACCUCCACGCUGCUCGCCGAGUGCUACCGCUCGGGCGACCCCGUCGCCGGCAAGCGCAGCUACACCUACAUGGACGCCGUCCGCGCCAGCCUCGGCGGCGCCAAGGUCCGCCUCUGCGGCGCCAUCCAGUACGCCAACCUCUUCGGCGUCGCCAUCGGAUACACCAUCGCCGCCUCCAUCAGCAUGCGGGCGAUCAAGAGGGCGGAUUGCUUCCACGACAAGGGGCACAAGAACCCGUGCCGGAGCUCGAGCAACCCCUACAUGAUCCUCUUCGGCGCCGCCGAGGUCGUCUUCUCGCAGAUACCGGACUUCGACCAGAUAUGGUGGCUCUCCAUCGUCGCCGCCGUCAUGUCCUUCACCUACUCCGGCAUCGGCCUCGCGCUCGGCGUCAUGCAGACCGUCGCCAACGGCGGGUUCAAGGGCAGCCUCACCGGCGUCGCCAUCGGUGACGGCGUCACUUCCACCCAGAAAGUCUGGCGCAGCCUGCAGGCCUUCGGCAACAUCGCCUUCGCCUACUCCUACUCUAUCAUCCUCAUCGAGAUCCAGGACACGAUCAAGGCGCCGCCGCCGUCGGAGGCGACGGUGAUGAAGAAGGCGACGAUGGUGAGCGUGGCGACGACGACGGUCUUCUACAUGCUGUGCGGGUGCAUGGGGUACGCGGCGUUCGGCGACGCCGCCCCGGACAACCUCCUCACGGGGUUCGGCUUCUACGAGCCCUUCUGGCUCCUCGACGUCGCCAACGUCGCCAUCGUCGUGCACCUCGUCGGCGCCUACCAGGUCUUCUGCCAGCCCAUCUUCGCCUUCGUCGAGAGGUGGGCGGCGGCGGCGUGGCCCGACAGCGCCUUCGUCUCCCGGGAGGUGAGGGUCGGGCCCUUCGCCCUCAGCGUGUUCCGACUCACCUGGCGCACGGCGUUCGUGUGCCUCACCACCGUCGCCGCCAUGCUCCUCCCCUUCUUCGGCGACGUCGUGGGGCUCCUCGGCGCCGUCUCCUUCUGGCCGCUCACCGUCUACUUCCCCAUCGAGAUGUACGUCGUGCAGCGCGGCGUGCGCAGGGGGAGCACGCGAUGGGUCUGCCUGCAGCUGCUCAGCGCCGCCUGCCUCCUCGUGUCCGUCGCCGCCGCCGCCGGCUCCAUUGCCGACGUCAUCGACGCGCUCAAGGUGUACCGCCCGUUCAGCGGCUAGUAGUUCAGUUCAGGGCCGGAACGAGGCGCGUGCUGCCGUGGGCAUGCGUAGUGUGUGCUACACUACUGACAGUGGGUCCCAGGUGUAAGCUCAGCUGUAAGGAAAUGGAGAACAAAGCCACUGAACUUUUGUGGCAUUUUCUC
Molecule: messenger RNA, 1748 nt
Organism: Panicum hallii
Lineage: Eukaryota; Viridiplantae; Streptophyta; Magnoliopsida; Poales; Poaceae
Product: amino acid permease 3-like
Exons: 3
Coding region: 184-1605 (473 amino acids)
Cellular component (GO): plasma membrane
Source: RefSeq, a predicted model, not a curated record